Messenger RNA from Plenodomus lingam JN3, 2148 nucleotides. RefSeq lists its product as uncharacterized. The record is from RefSeq and is a predicted model, not a curated record. NCBI's taxonomy places the organism in Eukaryota, Fungi, Ascomycota, Dothideomycetes, Pleosporales, Leptosphaeriaceae.
AUGGUUUCAUCACGCUUUCAUCCGGGCAAGCUGUUCAUCCGGACGCGCUUCAACUACGAGAAGCUGCCCAACGAGAGCCAGGCCUCGUCGCCGCUGCCACUCUUUAGCAGCAAGACAUGGGCCAACAAAGCUAGCCGACCUGCCUGGGCCAACCGCAUCCAGCGCCCGCGUCUGUCGUUUGCGCGGCUGGUCGCCCUCGCUGUCACGGUCAUUGUCUUGCUGUCCAUGCUGAGCACAGGAAUCUAUCGGCGUCACAGGUGGAACGCGCAACAACAGCCGGGCGAGGACAAGAAAAAAUACCACUGGGAACACUAUCCUCGCCUCAAUGGUUUCUUCAAUGGCGUCCGUACCCUUGUGCCCUAUGGCGAUUGGGUUUCGGAGCAAGACUACGUCAAGUACUCACAGAGUCCUAACCCCGAGGACAACAUCAAGCCCAAGUGGCCUCACAUGUCCAAGGACAACAAGGAGCCGCCGCUCGACCCUGUGCCCUUCAACCCCUACAAGUUCGAGUCGCCCGAGUACCUCAAAGACCACGAGAAGCCUGAGACGUGCUACCUCGACGAGGAGGAGAAGAUUGACCUGCCUGACAUCUACGCCUACCCUGGCAUCCCUCAAAACAUGACCGCACCCUUCUUUGGUUCGUAUGAGGAGCUUGGCAUGGAUGACAAGAAAUGCUUCGAACGCUUCGGCCGAUUCGGCCCGUAUGGCUAUUCUUACUCCCGCGACGAAGGCGGUCUGGACAUGGCUGGCAAGAGUGAGCAAGCCGGUGCCGACAAGAUCUGGAGCUGGGAGAAGAAGAUUGACUACCGGAAAGUGAACUGGGCCAGUGCCCAGAAGCGAUGCUACGAGAAGAAUCUGCACCGGUUCGCCAAGAACACCACGGCUUCCGGGGAGGAGUCUGGGUCCAAGAAAAAGGUCAAGCGACACGCUUACAUUCUGCGCACCUGGACUGGCUACAAGUACACCGACUACCAGAUUCUGACGCUUCGUGCCAUGAUCAACGAGCUAUCCCUAAAAUCUGGUGGCGAGUAUGAUGUCCACUUCCUGCUGCACGUCAAAGAUGACAGCCUGCCAAUUUGGUCGUCCGAGGAGAUCUACCAAAAGGUCAUCGAAGACAACCUUCCCAAGGAGUUCUGGGGCAUGGCUACCCUCUGGUCCGAGCAGCAGAUGCGCAUGUACUACCCCGAGCCUUUCCCCAACAACGUUUACAAUCACGCCAAGGCACCGGUCCACUCCGUCUACCGCAGCGCCCACUUUGCCCUGCAAUGGUUUGCCCAAGCUCGCCCCGAGUAUGACUUUUACUGGAACUGGGAAAUGGACCUUCGUCUCAGUGGCCACUACUACGAGUUCCACAACCAAAUUGGCGAGUGGGCGAAGAAGCAACCUCGCAAGGGUAUCUGGGAGCGAUCAUCCCGCUACUACAUUCCCGAGCAGCAUGGAUCGUGGAAAAAUUUCACCGAGAUGGUCGAGGAGGAGCUGUACAACAGCGAUGAGAAGCCUGUCUGGGGUCCUCCCAAGUUCGAAAACACCGGCAUGCUUCCCAGCCCACCCGAGGUGGAACCACCACGCUCGUAUCUCCAGGACAAUUACGAAUGGGGUGUCGGCGAAGAUGCCGACAUCAUCACCUUCAACCCAAUCUUCGAUCCGGCCAAAACCAACUGGGUCUUCCGCGACGAUGUCACUGGCUACGACCUGGAGCUUCCGGAGCCUCCAAGACGCUGCGCCAUCAUCACCGUGUCUCGUCUGUCGAAACGUCUAUUGGAUCUGAUGCAUCGCGAAACCUAUCUGAUGAAGCACCACAUGUUCCCUGAAAUGUGGCCUCCCUCUGUUGCAUUCCACCACGGACUCAAAGCCGUGUACGCUCCCCACCCCGUCUAUUUUGACCACAACUGGCCGCUCGAGAGUAUCGAAGGCACCUUCAAUAAGCCGCCCAAGCCCACCGACAGCGUUUUUGGCUGGGGUGAACACAACCAACUAGGCAAUAGCUUCUACUACAAUGCUGCCUUUUCGUCAGAGUGGUGGCGCAGGUGGCUUGGUUCCCGCGAGAACGAUAAAGGUGGACCAGUCGAAGAGGAGAAUGGCACGGGAAGGUUGUGCAUGCGAUCUACGCUGUUCCAUCCCGUGAAAUACGAGAAGGGGUCUGAGUGA